AUGCGAGUUGGGUCUCAAGGGCUGAUCUCCAGUUAUAGCUUGAAGCUAGCGGGGACGAUACUACUAGAUCCUUACUUCUGGGGGAAAAAUAUGACAGCCUCAGAGAAAGCAGCCGAUCCAGUAUUAAGGAAGAAGUUGGACCAACUGUGGGGAAUGAUUUGCCCAGAGUCGACGGCCGGGAAUGACGACCCGCGCAUUAAUCCCUUGGCUGCGGGAGCGCCGAGUUUGGCAGAUCUGGGGUGCACGCGAAUGCUGCUGUGCACGUCGGAGAAGGACGUGAUGAGGGAUCGAGCGCUGAUGUACUAUGAGGCGUUGACGAAGGGUAGUGGGUGGCGCGGGACGGCUGAGUUGUAUGAGGCGGCAGGGGAGGAUCAUGAAUACUAUCUGAAUCAUCCAGACAGCAACAGCACUGCUAUGCUCCGUGCCAGAAUCGCAGCCUUCUUGACUUGA
Messenger RNA from Zingiber officinale, 450 nucleotides. Its product is annotated as 2-hydroxyisoflavanone dehydratase-like. The transcript has a single exon. The record is from RefSeq and is a predicted model, not a curated record. Gene Ontology annotation, molecular function: hydrolase activity. NCBI's taxonomy places the organism in Eukaryota, Viridiplantae, Streptophyta, Magnoliopsida, Zingiberales, Zingiberaceae. Bases 1 to 450 code for a protein of 149 amino acids.